Molecule: messenger RNA, 593 nt
Organism: Folsomia candida
Lineage: Eukaryota; Metazoa; Arthropoda; Collembola; Entomobryomorpha; Isotomidae
Product: fatty acid-binding protein, liver
Exons: 4
Coding region: 83-490 (135 amino acids)
Biological process (GO): fatty acid transport
Cellular component (GO): cytosol; nucleus
Molecular function (GO): fatty acid binding
Source: RefSeq, a predicted model, not a curated record
GGGCAGGUUUCGUCCUCAGUUGCAGUUUGAAGCUUGUUCUCGUCUCUUAAAUAAAUUUCCUGGAAACUUAUCCGUCGCGAAAAUGUCCAUCAUUGGCAAGUACGAUCUCAUCUCUGACCCCAACGACGCCGAGUGGGACACUUACCUUAAGACCGUCGGGGUUUCGGAUGCUCAUAGAGAAGCUGGUGCCAUGGUCAAGCCCUCCAUUGAGAUUUCCGAGGCUGGUGGCAAGUACACCUUGAAGACUUUGUCCGAGCUGAAAAAUAUGGAAAUCAGUUUCGAGCUUGGCAAGGAAUUUGACGAGACCACUGCGGACAACAGGCAAUGCAAGACCAUCUUCACCAAGGAAGGGACCAGCAAACUCAUCCAGGUCCAACAAUUGGACGGCAAAAAGUCCCAAACCGUUCGAGAAUUCACGGCUGGAGGAAUGAACGCCGUCUUUUCGGCGGAAGGCGUCUCCGCCACCCGAAAAUAUAAGAGGGUCAAUUAAGUGGAACGCCGUUACCAAUUAAUUAAAUUAAAAAAUUAAAGGAUGUGCUUUCUAAAGUAAAUGAGAUAAAUAAAUCAAAAUUUGGCUGAAAAUUUCCUAAAAA